AUGGCUCGACUGGGAGCCUGGUUGCUGACGGCCAUCGUGGCCAUAGUGGCAAUCGACUCCACGGUCGCCACGAACUGUUCAGCUGCCGACGCAACCCGAAACUGCAUCGACGGUCUUGUCGUUCCCAUCUGGCGACCAUUUUUGGAUCUGAGCCCUGGAGACAAAAUCGUCCGUGGUUUUAUAUACUUUAUCGUCAUCGCCUACUGCUUCUUGGGCGUAUCGAUCGUGGCUGAUCGUUUCAUGAGCAGUAUUGAAGUCAUCACCAGUAUGGAGAGAACAAUCAUCGUAAAGAGACCGGGGCUUGAUCCCAUGCAAGUCAACGUACGAAUAUGGAAUGAUACCGUCUCAAAUCUGACUCUCAUGGCACUGGGCUCUUCCGCUCCGGAAAUUCUGCUCUCCAUCAUUGAGGCAAGUCAAUUAGCUCUUGGGCAUUUUAGGCAAACUAUCGACUUUCCCACUCCUCUAAAAAGUUAUUCUGACAAUCUUCUGCAGGUGAUGGCCAAAAAGUUCGAAGCCGGUGAUCUUGGUCCGAACACCAUCGUCGGAUCGGCUGCUUUCAACCUCUUCAUGAUCAUCGCCAUCUGUGUUGCGGUCAUUCCUAGAGGAGAAGUCCGUCGGCAAAAACAUUUGGAUGUGUUCUUUGUGACUGCUUCGUGGUAA
Molecule: messenger RNA, 660 nt
Organism: Cooperia oncophora
Lineage: Eukaryota; Metazoa; Nematoda; Chromadorea; Rhabditida; Trichostrongylidae
Source: the annotation of a GenBank genome assembly